UUUCAAGGAUGGCGUCGGUUUCGCGUAUGUUGUUUUUCCUGGUGUUGGUUGCAGUUUUUAUUUACGGAAUUAACUUCUGGCUGAACAACAAGACCUACACUUUCGAUGCCAACUCGGUAGCUGAGAUAUCCAGAAAGCAUGUCGUCACAGCAAAGACAGCGGGACAUGAGGCUGCGUACAGGAAGGUUCUGGAUGAGCUGCGGCGGCGCUACCCCGGACACAUCCUGCCUGACCAGGACCUGCAGUGGGUGUUUGUGAACGCGGGAGGGUGGAUGGGGUCCAUGUGUCUCCUCCACGCAUCCUUCACAGAGUACGUUUUGUUCUUUGGGACUGCCGUGGACACCGUCGGACACUCAGGUCGUUAUUGGGCAAACAUCUCAGACACCAUACUGACUGGCAGCUUCAGACAGUGGAAAGAGGGAACUACUAAGAGCCAGAUGUUCCAAGCUGGUGACACCAUACACCACCUUGCUGGGGACGCCACCUCCGUCCAAUGGACAGCCGGCACCUGGAUGGUGGAGUACGGGCGCGGCUUCAUCCCGUCCACGCUGGGAUUCGCCCUGUCCGACACCGUGUUUGGAACCAACGACUUCAUCACCCUCUUCUACACCGUCAAAGUGUACUUCAAGGCUCUGCUGCUAGAGGCAUCGCACUACAUGGUCUAUCUGGAUGACAUCGGUGGUCAGCUGAAAGACUUCUUCCAGGUGGCUUUUACGUUCACGUCCAAGCAGGCGGCCAUUUUGGCCGACUGGACGGUCAAGAAAGCCAGCUGGCUGGCCACGGUCUCAGUCCAAAAGGUCACCAUAGCUGCUGACCUUAUGGUGAAACAUACAGGCCAUGCUGUAGACUUUACUGUCAGAAAGGUUCAGGAAGGAUCCUCAUACAUGAGGAAAGUGUACUCACACUACACAUCGUAGAGUUCCCCUGUCACGUAGCAUCUUUUUUUAGUCAGCGGCAGGUUUUUAACCAAAACCAUCAACUUGUCAAAUAUUUAGAAACAAUUAAAAAAGACCACCGAAAAUCACUCUCAACCCCACAAUUUACAAUCAAAUGACAGAAGAUUGCGUUUUGGAAGGCUUGAAAAUCCAAAGCUUUUCAGGGGACCAUGACGCCACCCCCCCCCCACCAAACUCCCUUGAUUGCAAGCACCUACACACACACAAACACACCCAAACGGAUCAUGAAUCUGGCAGACAGAAAAGAUUUCCAGCUGACUAGAGCCCUAUCAUAUCAUCGUGACAUCUAG
Messenger RNA from Branchiostoma belcheri (Belcher's lancelet), 1246 nucleotides. Its product is annotated as sigma non-opioid intracellular receptor 1-like. NCBI's taxonomy places the organism in Eukaryota, Metazoa, Chordata, Leptocardii, Amphioxiformes, Branchiostomatidae. Bases 9 to 917 code for a protein of 302 amino acids. Gene Ontology annotation, cellular component: endoplasmic reticulum. The transcript is spliced from 4 exons. The record is from RefSeq and is a predicted model, not a curated record.